AUGAACUUGAGACAACAGCUACAACAACUGCUCACGCUGCUCUAUGUUGGCACCUCCGCGUAUAUGUUCUGGAAGGGGCUGUCUGUGGUUACGAACUCGUCUUCUCCAAUAGUUGUUGUUCUGUCAGGCUCCAUGGAGCCUGCGUUCCAUAGAGGUGAUGUUCUGCUGUUGUGGAACCGUAACGAGAGAUCGAGGGUUGGAGACGUUGUGGUGUACGAGGUGAAUCAGAAGGCCAUUCCUAUUGUCCACAGGGUGUUGAGAGAACACCAUAAUGACAAGAAGCAACUGCUACUGACAAAAGGUGAUAACAACCCUGUUGACGAUUUGGGACUAUACGCACGCGGUCAGAACUAUCUCAAUAAGGAUAAGGAUAUCGUCGGUACCGUGUAUGGAUACUUCCCAUUUGUUGGUUAUGUGACGAUUCUCAUAACAGAGAACCAGUACUUUAAGUAUGGUUUAUUAGGCCUCAUCGCUUUAUCCUCGUUGAUCUCUGGUGAAGAGUGA
Molecule: messenger RNA, 504 nt
Organism: Williopsis jadinii
Lineage: Eukaryota; Fungi; Ascomycota; Saccharomycetes; Phaffomycetales; Wickerhamomycetaceae
Gene: SEC11
Product: signal peptidase complex catalytic subunit SEC11
Exons: 1
Coding region: 1-504 (167 amino acids)
Cellular component (GO): signal peptidase complex; membrane
Molecular function (GO): serine-type endopeptidase activity
Source: RefSeq, a predicted model, not a curated record